Branchiostoma floridae (Florida lancelet) is the source of this 2709-nucleotide messenger RNA. RefSeq names its product aldo-keto reductase family 1 member A1-A-like. Bases 578 to 1516 code for a protein of 312 amino acids. Lineage: Eukaryota; Metazoa; Chordata; Leptocardii; Amphioxiformes; Branchiostomatidae. The transcript is spliced from 10 exons. Gene Ontology annotation, cellular component: cytosol. The record is from RefSeq and is a predicted model, not a curated record. Gene Ontology annotation, molecular function: aldose reductase (NADPH) activity.
CCUUGAACCUUGAACGUGGACACCGGGGGGUGCGAUGCAACGUUGGUAGAGGCAUGUGGGUUUGACUACGUGUAAAUCUUGUGUUAAACUAAUGCCCUCGACUUAGGAAGCAGCAAGCGUUGGCUCGACGGUUUGUCAAGACUUGGCUUUGAUUGAAGUAAGGCAAAACGGGGCUUAGAAUUAAGGUACGUCGUACCUGUCAUGCGAUUGCAUGUAUGUAAAAAAAAAAUACUAUGUAUGUAGGCCCGUUGACAUUCAUUGUAGGCCAUUGUACGAUUUUCAUGUAUAAUUUUCAAGCAGGCUGUGACAGAACCAAACGCCGACAAGGACCUUUCUGUUAAUGUUACAAGACAGCUGAAGUUUGUACGACUUCUGCACGACUAUCCUACGAAUUUCCUCAGCUCACGAUCGUAAGCAUUUGGCCUAGUCUGCCUUUGUCGUUUCAACUAUAUACUUAAGAUUUAGACUUUAUAUUAACCUUAAUUCGAUAUCACGUGAAAACGAGUCAUGACAAGGCAGUUUCUUUGGCUUGUUGCUCACUUGUUAUUUUGCAGAUUCAUUUGAGACUAGAGGGGACAUGGCAAUGCUCAGAGCACAACUGCGGACAGGCGGUUCCAUGCCCCUUUUAGGACUGGGUACAUGGGCGGCACUUGAAGGAGAAUGCUGUAAGGCCGUGAAGACAGCUCUAGAUCUCGGUUAUCGGCACAUCGACACGGCUGAGAUCUACCUGAACGAGAGGGAAAUCGGGCAGGCUCUCACGGAGAAGAUGGGAGAAGGUGUGAAGAGGGAGGAUCUCUUUAUUGUCACCAAGCUGUUUGAAACCCGUCACCAUCCCGACGAUGUCUUACCGGCCUGCCAGAACAGUCUGCAAAAACUGGGACUAGACUAUCUGGACUUGUACCUCAUGCACUGGCCUUAUGCCAGCAAGAGGGGUGAUAACCUACAUCCAGUCGAUGAAAAUGGGCAGCGUGCAUACGGCGACACCCACUAUCUCGACACGUGGAAGGCAAUGGAGAAACUUGUGGACGCAGGACUGGUGAAGGCCAUUGGUCUGUCCAACUUCAACAUCUCACAGAUGGAGGAAAUCCUGACCAAUGGGAGGAUCAAACCAGCUGUCAAUCAAGUUGAGAGCCACCCGUACCUAACAUGUAACCGACUGCUGAAAUACUGCACGGAAAAGGGGAUUGUGAUGACAGCUUACUGCCCUCUAGGAGCUCCGGGGGUACAUGGCAGUGAUUAUACUUCUGCUUUAAACGAUCCCAUCAUCAAAACUAUAGGAGACAAGUAUGGAAAAUCAGCGGCACAGGUGUGUCUAAGGUGGCAGGUACAAAGGGGUGUGGUUGUCAUUCCAAAGAGCUCAAAUCCUUCAAGGUUGAAGGAAAACUCCCAGAUCUUUGAUUUUGAACUGAGUGAGGAGGAUAUGGCAGCUGUCAAUGAUCUGAACAGAGACGCAAGGAUUCUGAAGAAGGAAGAAUAUCAGCGUCAUCCUCACUGGCCGUUUGGGGAGCCGUUCUAGACAAACAACAACAACCCGGCGACAAACAACAACAACCGGAACAUGCCACCUUUGGCACUGAUCAUAAAGCCUCAGCAAGUUAAUUCAAUGGAUGACAUCCUCUGCAGACUGCAAAUUUAAUGAGAUAGGGUGUAAAAUAAUAAGAUUGGUAAAAAAACAAGAUGGCUUACAUCCAGAAACAGUAGCAAGAAUUGAAGUGACAUAACAGAAGUGAACUUGUGGUUUCUAUACUGGCGCCAGUUCUUCAACUAUCUUUAAUAAAUAAUUUAGAAUCUGUGUGUCAUUCAUCAAUGACUCAUCACUGAGGGCCAACAGUGUCGAGUGAAAUUUGAAAGUGCACAGAAGCAGACAAUAGCUUUUAUGGGGGCAAUAAACGAAAUCUACCAUACUCAAAGUUUUACAAAUACUUGUAAAUAUUUCUAAUAUCAAAAGUGAAAGAACCGCAUAGAUGUUUGAAAAUUAUUCAAAAAAAAGAUAGCUUACUACAAAGCUUUAGGGUGGUAAUCAAAAUAUAGAUCAGUGGGCCUUUAAGAAGCAGUCCACACAUUUAUGCAAAGUAUGGUUGUGUGUCAUGCAUCAGUGGCUCACCACACUGCCAAAAAUGAUUUUCCUUGUAUAUCUUGUUUUUUCCUUCCUCACAGAAAACAUAUCUUCCAGGAAGAAAAUUAUUUUGUCCCCAAGAAAUCAAGAAGUCCAUGGGGCAAACAAAUUUUAAAUUUUUGGGGGACGAUUUGAGAUUUGUUUUCUUGUAUUUCCAAAAAUGCUUUUUCUUGUUUAUCUUGUUUUGCUUCCUCACAGAAAAUCAUGUUUGGAGAAAGGGAAGGAAAAAUUCUCGUAUUUCUUUUGGUUAUAAAAAAAGCAAGAAUUUCUAGAAUUUUUUUCUUGCAUGAUAAAAAAAAAACAAGAAGGUUUUGCUUAAAUCUCUAGAAAAAAUUUUGAAGUUUCUCGUUUUGUUUGAAUUUUAUUCUACAUUUCCUUCCUGGAAGAAUUUUUUCAUAUAAGAAUCGUCCAUAGGGUGAGCUAAACAAGGAAAAAAUCAUUUUUGGCAGUGCAGUGUCCUUGUACAGUGUCCUUCAGUGAAAUUUCAACGCAUACAGAUGCUGUCACUUCGCCCAUUUAAUUACAUCUGUGUACUAAAGCUCCAUGGAAGUAUGAAAUGUGGCUUGAUACACCAGUCCGUACAAUCAUAGUUU